ACCAUAGAGCUGUCCUCUUCUGCUUCCUACCCAUUCUAGACAGAACAACAAGCCCACCAAUACAUCAGUCAUGGCCUCCUUUGGCUAUAGCAUGGAACCUCCUCAGGCUGCAAGUUUUAGAAGUGGUGUUGGGUUUGGUUUUGGUGGCGGUCCUGGCUUUGCUUCAAAUCUUGGUGGAGGCUUUGGUGGAGACCUUGGUGGAGGCUUUGGAGGUGGAUCCAGCAGUGGCUUUGCCGCCCGCUCUUCUGGUGGUUUUGGAGGGGCAGAAUCCAGCAGCUCAGGUGUUUUGGGUGGAAGUGAGAAGGCGACCAUGCAAAAUCUAAAUGAUCGCCUGGCUACCUACCUAGAAAAAGUCAGGGCCCUGGAAGCAGCCAACACCGAGCUGGAGAUCAAGAUCCGUGGUUGGUAUGACAAGCAAGUUGGCACUGGAGUUGAUUUUGCAGGCAAAGAUUACAGCAAAUACUAUGACAUCAUCAAUGGCUUGAGGAGCAAGAUCCUGGCUGCCACCAUUGAGAACUCUCGAACUGUUCUUGAAAUUGACAAUGCCAGGUUGGCAGCUGAUGACUUCAGACUUAAGUAUGAUAAUGAAUUGGUUCUCCGUCAGAGCGUGGAAUCUGAUAUCAGUAGCCUCCGCAAAGUCCUAGAUGAGCUUUUACUGUCCAGAGGAGACUAUGAAAUUCAGAUUGAGGGCUUGCUUGAAGAGCUGGCCUACCUGAAGACGAACCAUGAGGAGGAGGCACACGCUGCCAGAAGCAGUGCUGCCGGCACUGUCAAUGUAGAGAUGGAUGCUGCUCCGGGAGUAGAUCUCACUAAGAUUCUGAAUGACAUGAGAAGUGGCUAUGAAGCUCUGGCUGAUAAGAACCGUAGAGAUGCCGAGGCUUGGUUUGCGCAGAAGAGCAAUGAACUGAAAAAGGAAAUUUCAGCCAACGUGGAACAGGUACAGACAAGCAAGACUGAAAUUUCUGACAGCAGACGUGCCCUCCAAAGCUUAGAGGUUGAGCUCCAGUCUCUGCUGGCAAUGAAAAAAUCCCUUGAAGACACCUUGGCUGAGACAGAUGGCCGCUACGGUGCUCAGCUCCAGCAGCUCCAGAUCGUCAUCAGCGGAACAGAAGAGCAGCUCUUCCAGAUCAGAUCAGACACAGAACGCCAGGGCCUUGAGUACAGAGAGCUGCUCGAUAUCAAAACCAGACUGGAAAUAGAGAUUGAAACAUAUCGCCGCCUCCUGGAGGGAGAACUAGAUGAGUUCUCUUCUCAGAGCUCAUCCUCGUUUACCGAACUGACUGAAUCCACAGUGACAGCUUCUUCUGCCUCAUCAAAAUCAUCCAAAAUAGAAUCAUCUUCAAUAGACGUAUCCUCACUUGUUGACUCAUCAUCCAAAACAAAAUCACAGACUUCCUUUGUAGAUCCUGUUAAAGACGCAACCAAAACCAGAAAGGUGAAGACCAUUGUGGAAGAUAUAGUGGAUGGGGUAGUUGUGUCCUCAACAAUUGAGGAGAUUGAAGAAAAUGUGUGAUAAAAAAGAAAAGCCACGGUGAAAAAACACACUGAGGAAAGAUGGUGUCGGCUUGUGGUGGGGCGCUUAAGCAAUUCUACUUCUUAAUUGUUUUCUUAUUCAAUAAAGCCUUUAAUGCAUCCCAAAUAA
This is a messenger RNA of Rana temporaria (common frog), 1642 nucleotides long. Its product is annotated as keratin, type I cytoskeletal 47 kDa-like. The transcript has 8 exons. Gene Ontology annotation, molecular function: structural molecule activity. The coding region runs from base 71 to 1513 and encodes 480 amino acids. The record is from RefSeq and is a predicted model, not a curated record. NCBI's taxonomy places the organism in Eukaryota, Metazoa, Chordata, Amphibia, Anura, Ranidae.